UCAAAAGCAUUGCUGUCUUCGAAUUAUUAACUACUCCUUUUUAUUUUCUCCUCGCUUUUAUAAUUUCUAAAAAUUCUUAACCUAUGAUAUUUUCGUUGCUGAGAUGCCGUCCUUAAGUAGAUCUGAGUUUUAUUCUAAUGGAAAAAGGAAAAUCAAAACAACGAAAAGAGAGACUACAAGAGAUAGACAUCUGUUUUGGAAUGAUAUCUACUCUAAUAAAAAUUUUGGCUUAUGGAUUGAAUGCACCAAGUGUAAGAAAUGGAGAAAAUCUUUCCAAUUUUCUGAAUCUCAUGAAGUUCCAGAUUUAUGGCAUUGUUCAAUGAACAAAUCCGAUGAUGGAAUCGAAGGAAGUUGUGAAGAUCCAGAAGAAGAUACAAACGAAGACUAUUUAGAGUUUUGCCCAGGAUCACUUGUUUGGGCUAAACUGGAUGGAUACCCCUGGUGGCCCGCAAUGGUUGAUGAAGAUCCAGACAUUGAAGAAUUUUUUUUGAGUCAAAGAAAGAGUGAUUACUACCAUGUCACAUUUUUGGAUGAAAAGGUUUCUCGUGCUUGGAUUAGAACCACACAAAUUAGCAGUUAUUUAAAACCACCUCAUAUGCACAGACACCUUCCAAAGCAUCUAAAUAGGAAAAAAUAUAGAAUGUUACUCGAAAAAGCUGAAGUAAAUGCAAACGCGGCAUUGGAAAUGACUCUGAAAGAACGUUUGGAGAAAUUUAGCUUUCCUCAUCUAUAUAAAGGAAAAUUUCCUCUAGCCUGUAAUUUUCAGCCUGAUAGUUCUGAUGAAUCAGAAUGUAUUACAGCUGAUACAUUAUUGAAGGAACUUGAUUCAAUUGAUUCAGAUUUCUCUUCUGAUUCAGAUUCUUCUACUUUGAAAAGAUCAAAUGAAAAUGAAGACAAAAUACCCAGGGAGCUAAUACAUGUUGUUCCAGAUGCCGGUAAUAUUGAUGAAACUGGAUCAAACAGCGAAUGUUCUAUAAUGAAUUCUUCCCCUUCCACUUCAGGAACAGAAAAGAAGAUGAAAACAUCAGCUAUAUCCUCCGAUGAAGCAAGUGAAACAAAAUUCCGCAGAUCAUCUGCAACUGUCCCCGAGAAAAACUUCACAAAAAAGCGUAAAAAUAAGAAUUUGGAUAACAAAGCCUCAAAAAAAUGCAGCUCAGUGAAUCAUCUUACUUCCUCUGAAAGUACUGCCACUAAACCACCUGAAUAUGUUGAUCUUUGCCUUGAUGACGAUGACACAUUGGAGUUAGUCAUAGCUUCUAACAAAGAAGAAAAAACUGAAGCAAAUCAGACAUCAUUCAAGUGUCUUGUUAGUGAUAAUCCUUCAUCUAACAUGUCUAUUCAAUCCAGCGAAGAGGGUGGAGCUAAAGUUGUAAAAGGAUCUAAGGAUAAGCUGACUAAGAAGAGAAAAAUUGGUAACUUAAUGACAAAUCCUAGUGAAAAACAUGGUAUCGAUACGAAAGUCGUAAACAAGCAUCAGUGUUCUGGUAAAGAUAAAGAUGUCAUGAUACACGACAGUGUUUCAUCUGUAGAUUUGGGGAAUAAAACAUUGUUGGCCACUCAGCCAAAUGCAGAACGCAGUGAAAAAUGUAAACAACUUAAAAAGAAGCAGAUAAAAGAUUUAAAAACAAGCCCCAACGUGACAUCAGAUGUCGUCAGUACAAUUGUCACAAAUAAUCAUCAUUUUCACGAGCCGGAUAAAGAAGUGGAAGAUAUCAGGAGUUGUGAUAAUGAUAUCAAUCUUCCAGCUGUGAAGACGCAAAACAAAACAUUAUUGCCCAUUCAGUCAGCUGAAGUAAACGGUGUUAAAUCAGUUGAUGAUAAAAAAGAAUCUAAUAAAAAGGUAUUGAAGAAGAAAAAAGAUUUAAAGGCAGAGUCAACCUUAAAACAUAAAACCAAUCACAGAGUUGUGAUGAAUUGUGGGAAACAUAAUGUAAAUAACGACAAUGGGGAAUCUCUCUCUGAUGAUAAGGUCAAAGUUAUCCCCCAGAAGAAAACAAGCAGAAUUAUGACAACAACUAAAACUGCCAUGGCACCGAGAGCGAAUCUUGGUCUAUCGAAUAAUAUAAAAAAUGUUGGUGCGAAAACCAGCACCAUCGUUGGAGCUGCCAAACCUAAAAAGGAAAAACAAUUACAGGGAAACAAACAAAAAGUUGAAAAAGCGGUUACCAAGAAGAAAGAUGUUCAAGUUAAUGCAGAACAAAAUAUUUCUUCGUGUGAUAAACAAAUCCAAAGAAACAAUGAAUCAUCAAGAUCUAAUUUUAAAACUAAUCCAAAAUUAAAACCGUCUUUUAAAGCAUUUAAACUUCCGUUGAAAGACGUUGUUUCAAAACAGUUUGAUGAAAAGAAAAAGGAUUUUAAUGAUACAAAAGAAAGCCAAUCAGUUGGGCAAAAUCAGGAUUUUGGUAAAGAAAAUUCUCGUGUUGAAGACCAGGUAGUUAGCCCUACCACCCUUGGGAAUUCCGAUUGCGAUAAAACUUGUUCUAAUGCUAAACCACCAAAAGAAAACGUAUCCAAGAGUAGGAAAGACAAAAAUUUUAUUAAGACAGGUGACGUCAGUUUACCCGAAGAAGUUUCACUGAACGAAACUUCAGGACCAUUGAAUGGAAGUGCGAAAGCGCUGUUGUCUACUAAUGGUGGUAAUGAAACCGAAAUACGAGAGAAAAUUAUAAAAAAAGCAAUUCCAACUCAAAUUAGCGAAAAAAUUCGCGAAACCACUGUUGAAGAUAUUGAAAGUAAUGUGAACAAAGAAAUUGAAUCACAAGAUGAAGAUUUCUUUAUUGUUUCGCUAUCAGAUGAAGAGUUUUGAUACUUCUGGAUUGGAGUUUUUUGAGCUGAAUAAUUUUGAUAAAUUACUAAACUUCGAUUGAAUUCUAGAUGGAUUGUUUUAAAUGGAAUCUGAAGGACUUUAAUUAACUCCUUUCUCUUCCAUAAUGCAUAAAAUUUUUUUAUUACCACAUCUAAGCUAUUCUGUUCAAAAUUUGCGAUUUAUUAUUUGAUUAAAUUCAUCAGUUCUUUAAUUAAGCUAUACUAAACUUUCAUAUUAGUAACAUAAUUAAUUCAGCUUAAGCGUCUAUUAAAUUUCUCAGAUUUACCUACAUUACUUUUUACUCUUUCAUUUUGUGAAAAUCUCAUUACUUCUACAAAUUUCCUCAUUUUUAUUUCUCUGUUGA
Molecule: messenger RNA, 3170 nt
Organism: Parasteatoda tepidariorum (common house spider)
Lineage: Eukaryota; Metazoa; Arthropoda; Arachnida; Araneae; Theridiidae
Cellular component (GO): nucleus
Molecular function (GO): zinc ion binding
Source: RefSeq, a predicted model, not a curated record